Pisolithus orientalis is the source of this 1008-nucleotide messenger RNA. RefSeq lists its product as uncharacterized. The transcript has 3 exons. The record is from RefSeq and is a predicted model, not a curated record. NCBI's taxonomy places the organism in Eukaryota, Fungi, Basidiomycota, Agaricomycetes, Boletales, Pisolithaceae. Bases 386 to 775 code for a protein of 129 amino acids.
CAGCGCCAGUAUUGCACACUGCAAGAAGCUCGUUUCGACUACGGUCCUGGCGUGUAAUAGAUCUACCUCACCGUUCCAACGUGUGCUGGGGACACCCUUGCGCCGUUCAAACACAAUAAGGAAAACAACGUGGCGACACUGCACCGCGUUAUUUGUUUUCCAGCUCGUUGCCUUGCUUCACGGCGACGGAAUAAAUGUAACGUGCAGAGAGAGACACUGACAGCGCCAUAGAGUGUGCCGUAAAGCGAACAAAAGCAGGAGGAAGCUUCUCUGGACGGCUUCACAUCCAACGAGGCUUGGCUAUUCUAUUCUUUCUCCUAUCUCUCACUUGCCCACUGAGCUGCCCCCCCUCCUCGAAGCACUCGACUCUUAACGCCAGCCUGACAUGCCUGCCCUCACCCAAUCGUAUGAAGUCCUCCUGGACUUUACCAACGACAUGCACGACUGCGCGACAAUUCAAUUACUGCGUGAUUAUGGGAGAAACACUAGCACGGCUGUGCUGCUGCAACCUGGAGAGAGUAUCACUCUUGUUUUGGACGCAGGCUCCAUGUACAAGUAUGCCCUGAAAUCACGCUCCAAGGUCGCCAACGUGAGCGCCCGGUCUUGGAGGGAUGUACAUUGUGACAUAUCGCAGUUGUUCGGCGGAGCGUCAUCCCCCCGCUCGCCCUCGCCAUGUGCUUCGAUUCCAUCUACCAACUACGUAAACGGUGUAACGGUAGACCGCAUAUGGCGCGACUAUCGAUUCAAUGUUUGGAACGAUUCGGCAAGUGGUUGAUGUCUUUGACGUUGCAUAAACUAAUACCGAACCGCCGUUCCCUGAUAUUCAGUGAUGAGCGUUGGGCUCCUGGCCAUGGUCAUGAAGUAUGCAGUGGAAUAGGCAGCUGAGAUUCAUAGCAUCCCUUCAUGCAUGACAUGGACAGAUUGUAGGACUCUUUCUGCUGGCAGAUAAUACAUCCCCCAUUGCAGUUUUUGCAUAAUAUCUAACGUAGAAUGUCAUCUUAUUUCUUG